AUGGAAAGGGGAAAUUUGAGACAAAUCUCAAAGUUGGUGUAUCAUGCAGGAGAAACUGAUGGAUGGACAUGGAAGGAGAAUAAAGAUGGCAUAUAUACAACAAAAUCUGCUUACUCUUGCUUGCAGGCAGAAAGGAAAGACGGCACGGAAGCAAAUGACAGUUCGAAGACAGCGGCGAUGGUGUGGGAUGCCCCAGCUUUACAAAAAGCUAAAGUGACAGCUUGGCGAGCGCUUCGGAAGAGACUCCCCACGUGUGAUAACUUGAGAAGGAGAAAUAUUGUGAUUGAUGAUGUGGAAAUGAACUGCAACGCAUGUUUUUCACCAGUUGAAACUGUCGACCAUACCCUCUUACACUGUCCCAAGGCCUCCGCUGUUUGGGAUGGUAUCAUGAGAUGGAUCGGUUUACAGUCGGUUCGCCCACAAGGUUUGGAAGCACAUUUUCUUUCGUUUUCACAGCUUGGCAAUGGGAAGAAGUGCACUAAGUUUUUGAAGUCUCUUUGGGUGUGCACUAUUUGGAUUCUCUGGAGACAAAGAAACGCAAGCAGAUUCGAAGCCUCUGACUUUGGUAUCUCUGGUACCAGUUUUUAA
Salvia miltiorrhiza (redroot sage) is the source of this 588-nucleotide messenger RNA. RefSeq lists its product as uncharacterized. The record is from RefSeq and is a predicted model, not a curated record. The transcript has 2 exons. The coding region runs from base 1 to 588 and encodes 195 amino acids. NCBI's taxonomy places the organism in Eukaryota, Viridiplantae, Streptophyta, Magnoliopsida, Lamiales, Lamiaceae.